AUGCACCUCCUCGCCAAAUUUCACCAGCAAGAGCAGUCGGAGCCGCCGCAAAGCGGCCACCACCCCUGGGGUACGGCAUGCAGACUCCAUAUCACACACCUUACACGGCUGGCCAGCGACGGCGGGCCGGUCCUCGCCGGCUUCGCUGUGGGGGCGGUAGGCAUGGUACUGGGCGCCCUGGCGGGUUGCUGGCUGCUGAGGGAGGCUCUGGGCCCCUUGGGCUCCAAGCUGGCGGCUUGCCUGUGUGGCAGCUACGUGGGGGGUUCAGUCAACUUCGCCGCCUUGGCGCUGGCUCUCCAGGUCCCGGCGGCAUCCCUCCCGGGAGCCAUGGCGGCUGACAACCUGCUUAUGGCUGUGUUCCUUGGGGCGCUCAUGGCGGUACCCGUACAGAAAACGGCGCUCGCCGUUAGCGGCGGCGGCGCCGGAGCCGGGUCAUCAGCAGCCGGGGAUGUGGCAAUGGCGGCACAGGUGACGGGGUCGGUGGCGGCGCCACCGCCGCCGCCGCCGCCAGUGACGGCGGAGUCGCUCAGCCUGACGCUGGCGGCGGCGGCGGCAUCCUGCACGGCGGCGCAUCUCUUGGCGGAGGCGCUAGACAUCAUACCGCUGACGCUGUUGCUUCUGGCGGCGGUGGCGGCGUCGCUGGCGACGGCGGCGAAGUGGCUACGGACAGCAGUGAUGCGGGGCAGAGGAGGUGGCAGCGGCAAGGUGGCGGCGCCGCCUACCGGGCCGGUCUUUGCCGGCGCUGCUCAGCUGGGCUCCUGCUUCAUGAUGCUCUUCUUUGCCGUCAUCGGUGCCUCCGCCGGCUCCCCAUCAUGCCUGGCGGGCUGCGGCGUGCUUGUGCCCUUCCUGGGCCUUAUGGUAGUGGUGCACUGGGUUGUGGUGCUGGCGCUUGGGAGGUGGCUGCUGCGGUUGCCGUUAGAGGCACUGUUGCUGGGCUCCAACGCAUGCAUCGGCGGCCCGGCCACAGCGGCAGUUUUCCUCUUCCUGGUAGCCAUGGCCGCAGCCAAGGGCUGGACACCGCUGGUACAGCCGGCCAUGUUAGCGGGUAGCCUUGGCUACGCGACCGGUACUGCCGCGGGGCUGGCGGUGGCGCGAAUCAUUGGAGCUGCAUGA
Volvox carteri f. nagariensis is the source of this 1113-nucleotide messenger RNA. RefSeq lists its product as uncharacterized. The record is from RefSeq and is a predicted model, not a curated record. Lineage: Eukaryota; Viridiplantae; Chlorophyta; Chlorophyceae; Chlamydomonadales; Volvocaceae. The transcript is spliced from 7 exons. The coding region runs from base 1 to 1113 and encodes 370 amino acids.